AUGGCAGUUAAUUGUUGGGCAAUGGAAUCAGAAUUUGGGUUGGCUGGUGGGUCGGUGUUUGGGUUUGCUGGGUCAUUUUGCAGGCGGUUCUGUAUCAACUCCCGUACUGAACCCCGGGUUCUCUUUACUGCAUCAGAUGAUACUCAUGUGCACAUUUAUGAUUCUGAGGGAAAAGCUCUAAUUACAGCAUUGUCUGGUCAUACAAGCUGGGUACUGAGUGUGGAUGGAGGUCCAGAUGGCUUGGCUAUUGCCACAGGCUCAAGUGAUAAAACUGUAAGACUCUGGGAUCUCAACAUGAGGGCUGCUGUUCAGACAAUGACCAACCAUUCAGAUAAGGUCUGGGGAGUGGCUUUCUGGCCACCAGGAGGGACUGGUGUGCGGUUUGGUCGGCUUGCCAGUGUAUCGGAUGACGAGCAUUUCGCUCUACGAUUACUCUUAAGGCACAGUUUUUUUGCAAUGUGUUGAUUUAGCUGUUGUAACUUACAGAAUUUAUCUAAGGAUUUUUUGUUUUAAUAAACUUUGGUUCUCCGAA
This is a messenger RNA of Tripterygium wilfordii, 532 nucleotides long. RefSeq names its product WD repeat-containing protein VIP3-like. The coding region runs from base 1 to 465 and encodes 154 amino acids. Gene Ontology annotation, cellular component: Cdc73/Paf1 complex. The record is from RefSeq and is a predicted model, not a curated record. The transcript has 2 exons. Lineage: Eukaryota; Viridiplantae; Streptophyta; Magnoliopsida; Celastrales; Celastraceae. Gene Ontology annotation, molecular function: protein binding.